Molecule: messenger RNA, 1435 nt
Organism: Culicoides brevitarsis
Lineage: Eukaryota; Metazoa; Arthropoda; Insecta; Diptera; Ceratopogonidae
Gene: HtrA2
Product: serine protease HTRA2, mitochondrial
Exons: 1
Coding region: 51-1283 (410 amino acids)
Biological process (GO): proteolysis; programmed cell death; positive regulation of apoptotic process
Molecular function (GO): serine-type endopeptidase activity; protein binding
Source: RefSeq, a predicted model, not a curated record
AACGAAUCAGCUGUUUUUUGUUGUUUUGGUGAUUUUCAGCAAUUUUCAGCAUGAAUUUGGCUCGAGUUGUCCGUUCCGCGAUUCGUGAGACCUCAAAAAUCAAUCCUCGCCCAUCUGUUCAUGUAUUUUUCUCUCAAAAGAAGGAAUAUCAUGACGAACGAAGACAUCAACGUCGCUGGAUUUAUGCACCUGUUGGAAUAGCAGCUUUCGCAACACUUUUGGCAAACGACAACAUAAGAGAAAUUUUCCCGGAUUUCAUGCCAAAAGUCUAUGCAGCAACAAAAUUUUCGAAAACCUUGACGGGACAUCGUGAAAAAUUCAAUUUUAUCGCUGAUGUCGUUGAUAUUUCGGCUCCCACCGUGGUCUACAUCGAAAUUAAAGACGCAAAGCGUGUGGAUUUCUUCACCGGCGAGCGUUUAACUAUCAGUAAUGGAUCUGGCUUCAUCGUCGACUCCAACGGACUCAUCCUGACAAAUGCCCACGUCGUCAUCAAUAAGCCACAUUCGAUGGUGAACGUAAAAUUACAUGACGGACGAACGUUUCCCGGCUUUGUGGAAGAUGUUGAUCCCUCCUCCGAUCUUGCUACAAUCCGAAUUCAGUGUAAUCACUUGCCAGCGAUGAAACUCGGGCAAUCGGCUGAUUUACGAGCCGGCGAAUGGGUUGUCGCCAUGGGAAGUCCUUUAAGUUUAAAUAAUACCGUGACAGCGGGCGUUGUGAGUAGCACCGAACGUGCCUCCGCCGAACUCGGGAUUCGUGGAAAGGACAUCAAUUACAUUCAAACUGACGCUGCCAUCACAUUUGGAAACAGUGGAGGUCCCCUCGUAAAUUUGGAUGGCGAAGCAAUUGGCAUUAACACGAUGAAGGUGACACCAGGCAUUAGUUUUGCAAUUCCAAUUGAUUAUGCGAAAGAAUUUCUCGUAAAAUCGGCAGAAAGAAGGAAAUCUGGUGUGGCAGCUGGAGAUCGACCGUUGGUGAGACGUUACAUGGGCAUCACGAUGCUUUCGCUAACGCCGGAGAUACUGCAGGAACUGAAACAAAGACAUCAUGAUGUUCCAGACCAUAUUAGUUCCGGAAUUUUGGUGUGGAAAGUGAUUAUUGGAUCGCCAGCGCAUGCGGGAGAUUUGACGCCGGGCGACAUCAUCACGGAAAUUAAUGGCAAACAGGUGAAAACGAGCUCUGACGUUUAUGCGGUGCUCGCACAAAAGGAAAGAGACUUAAAAAUGACCGUGUAUCGCGGUAAAAAACAACUGAAACUCGUUGUUAGACCAGAAGAUCCGGAAUAAGCUUUUAACGAAAUGUCCCCAAAAGUGCUUUCUUAUUUGAAAAUUGUAGAAAAAUUAAUAAAUGUUGACUUAAUUUAAUUGUUUGACUUUUUAUCAACCUUUUCGAUUUUGACGAAAAAAAAAUUCAGGAGAAAUAAUAAAAUUUUAUUUAA